Neocloeon triangulifer is the source of this 1565-nucleotide messenger RNA. RefSeq names its product eukaryotic translation initiation factor 3 subunit J (gene eIF3j). The record is from RefSeq and is a predicted model, not a curated record. NCBI's taxonomy places the organism in Eukaryota, Metazoa, Arthropoda, Insecta, Ephemeroptera, Baetidae. Bases 353 to 1063 code for a protein of 236 amino acids. Gene Ontology annotation, molecular function: translation initiation factor activity. The transcript has 6 exons. Gene Ontology annotation, cellular component: eukaryotic translation initiation factor 3 complex; cytoplasm.
AAUUACCAGAGCCCCGCCCAUUUUUGCUCGUUUCGUUCUAUAUUCUCGUUCGUAUUCGUAGCCGUUCGUCGUUCGUUCGGUUCAUUUCAUGUUCGGACUGGUACAUACACGCCUCCUACGGGGUUAACGAGAAACGAGAAGCUCUGUCAUUGUCGCAUGGCCCGAAAAAAUCCAAUGCUGUUGAUUCGUGGUUAACAAUUUUAAUUUCUCCAGUUGAAUUUCCAUUCUACGAAGUCGAAUGAUAAAUCUGGUUUGACUUGCCGACGCCUGAACGAUUCUUGUGCUACGCCAAGUGGUUCGCAUUAUUGAUACGCAGAUUUCUGAAAAUCGGUACACGUGAGGUCCUUCCAAUAUGGAGGAAGAUUGGGAUGCUGAUGGUUUUGAGCCAAAGGAAGUAACUGUUAAAGCUGCUGGAAAAUGGGAUGACGAAGACCUUGAUGAUGACGUCAAGGACAAUUGGGAAGAUGAUGAAGAAGAGGAAAAGAAGGACACUGAGAAGCAAGAGGAAAAAUCCUCUAUUGCACCAGCACCUGCUAAGAAGAACAAGAAAAGUUUGUCAAAAAAGAUUGAAGAAAAAGAGAGAUCUGAACAACUUGCCAUGGAAUCCAAAAAACCAAUGACACCUGAAGAAAGAUUAGCAGAGAAGAAGAGACAACAAAAAUUGCAAGAGGAGGCAGAUUUGCGAGCAGCAAUAGAAACUUUUGGCAUUACCGAAGGCAGUGGUUCUGGAAUUGAUGCUAUGCUCCCUAGCUCAAAAGAAGAAUUUGACGAAUUCGGAAAAGCUCUAGUUAAAAAAAUUAUUCCCUUCUCAAGUUCCCAGCACUUCCCUCUGUUUGUUGAAGAACUAAUUCGAGACGUUUGUGCCAAUCUUACCUCCAAUGAUUUGAAGAAGUUGAAAAACACCAUUGACAACCUACAUCUGGAAAAGACGAAAAUUGAAAAGGGCGACAAGGCAAAGAAGAAAGGAGGAAAGGGAAAGGCAAAGUUGCGAGUGGAAGGUGAAUCGGCAAUUGUGGACGAAUAUUCGGCUUACGACGUUGAGGAAUUUGACGACUUUAUUUAAGCUUUGAGAACAAACAAAGACUUCCUCCAUAGUGUCUAUCAAGGAGCAAUACCUUGAAGGAAACUAUAAGAAAAGGAAAAUUGAGUUCGGCAAAUUAUUUUUGUUUGCUCACUUCAAAUGUAAAUUACUUGAUAUCAAGUGGUGCAAAAAAGCAUGACACGUCUAAAUAUUAAAUGUGUUACUUAUUUCAUAAAAAUCCUGUGCCUAGAGAAAACUUAUGUUUUAAUUUUUAACUGCUAUACUUUCUAAAUUGUAGAGAUUUUUUAAAUGCAAAUGUGGUAAUGGUACCAAUUAAAAAAUGAAUCGGAAAAAAAACAAAAGUUGGGAAGUUUUUUAAGGAUGAAGGGCUUCAUUCAAAACGCAGCAAAUGUUACUAGACUGGGUUGUUUUAUAUUUGUGAAAAUCUUUAAUAUACUUUAUGACAACAGUUCUGAAGAAAAUGCGAACAUAAAAAUUUGGAUGCGUGAUGUUAGAAAUUGAAAUAAAAUUUUGUAAAGCUAAA